GAUAAAGACAGUUGACUAGUUUCCCGACUCUCCCGCUGAAGUAACAUUAGUGUAAGCAAGAGAAGCAGCGGAAUAGCAGUUUUGAGGUGAAAUAUUUCCUGUUGGCAGUUGCUCCAAUAUAUCUGUGGAUUAUCUCUGUCCAUAACAAAUAGCCUGGAAUCGCACCCCUGAAAAUAAAUAAAUAAAGCGACCAUGAUAAUCUACAUUCGAGAAAAGAGCGGCAAGACAACGGCCGUCAAAGCAGCCCCAUCAGACACAGUCCGGGAUCUGAAGAUUAAAAUCAUGCAAAAGGGAAUAUCUCUGAAAUUCUGGGAUCUCAUGUACUUCGACGAACAGUUAUACAGCACAAAAAAGCUCUCCGACUAUGGAAUAAAACACAAAGACACCUUGUAUUUGAAAGAAGCACUUCGGGGUCUCGGUUCUUCGGGGUUUCUGCUCUCCAUCGCACAGCCCUCUGGAGACGUAAUGAAGAUGGUGGUUAAUAAGUCCGACUGCGUCAUCGACAUCAAACAGGAGGUGGAGCGCGAGGGGGGGCCGGGCGUCGCCAGCCAGUUACUGAAGGUGGGGGACGUCGAGAUGCAGAACGAAAAGACGUUGAUGGAUUAUGGCAUUGCGGGAGACGCUGUCAUCUGGCUGGAGGAUGCAAACGAAAGCAAAAGGAAAUCAAAGGAAGAGCGAAAAAGAAAAAGAGUUCGUAACGAGAAAUUGAAAAAGAGAUUAAUUGCUGUUGUUUUUGUGAUUAUUUUUAUCAUCAUAUUGAUAUGGGCUUACCUAGAAGGUAAAAUUCAAAUAAACCCCUGAGUUCAGCCUGUAUGCAUAUUAGCUCAGCUCUGCAUGUUAUUAGUACAAGCAAUAAUGUUUCUAGUAAAAGGGGAUUCAGUAUUUCAAAAACUUUUCACACAAAUGUAGUUAUAUCGUAGUCAACCCCUGAAAUAUAUUUAUGUCAUAGUCAUGAAUUUCUGUUAUUUUAUGAUUAUUAUAUUGUGUUAUAUAUUUUUAUUCUCGUUUUCUUUUAAGAAUCCGCAUAUGAAAGCACAUUCUGCCUUACGGGAUUAGUAAGUCGUAUGUUUUUACUUUUUACAAUAUAGUUUUAACAGUAUUCAAUUGUAUAUUAGUAUAUAUAUAUAUAUAUAUAUAUAUAUAUAUAUAUAUAUAUAUAUAUAUAUAUAUAUAUAUAUAUAUAUAUACACACACAAGGAUUUGUUUCAGAUAAAAUCAUAAUUAUCUGAUAGGGGGGGGGGGCAGACACAGAAUACCGCCUCCACCUUGUCUGACCUUAGAUCCCCCUCAUCUUCUAAGCAUGCUUGUUUGAGGAGGUUAUAUAUGUCCCGAAUGGCCAGGUCAAAGGGAAAGAGCAUCUCUCAGCCGUGAGACCCGGGAUUGGAAUAGAGAGAGAACGUUCCUUUUUGUGGUCGCAAGGGUACGAGGUGUAAGGCGGUAAGACAGAAUCAUUAUACCUUUGCAUAAGCUCUUACUGAUGUGAUGUGCCCAUUUUGCGGAUGUUUCUCUCUCUUUUGCAUAUUUUAGGAUCUACCCAGUGGAUUUUUUCUUGUUGGGUAUUUCGUGACCUUAUUUUAGUAUUUUCGAGGUCGUUUUAUUUUUUGCUUUAGUAUUUCUCGGUGAAUUUUACUAUUGGAGGAUCUAAUUAUUUUUUGUUCGUUUUUUUUUGACAUUCUUAUUAUUGUUUUUACUUGUUUUGAUAAAUAAAUUUGUAAAAGAUUUUGUUUUUAGGAGAUCCCAUUAUGUAUCCCCUCGGCUUUUAAGUGUUGACUACUACUGAACGUAAAUUCAAAUAAGACAGACCUGACUGAAUUCUUGCAUUUAAAAGUUAAAUAAUAUGCUAAAGAUA
Penaeus monodon (black tiger shrimp) is the source of this 1849-nucleotide messenger RNA. RefSeq lists its product as uncharacterized. NCBI's taxonomy places the organism in Eukaryota, Metazoa, Arthropoda, Malacostraca, Decapoda, Penaeidae. Gene Ontology annotation, biological process: protein ubiquitination; modification-dependent protein catabolic process. Gene Ontology annotation, molecular function: ubiquitin protein ligase binding; protein tag activity. The record is from RefSeq and is a predicted model, not a curated record. The coding region runs from base 193 to 801 and encodes 202 amino acids. The transcript is spliced from 2 exons. Gene Ontology annotation, cellular component: cytoplasm; nucleus.